CUUCCACCACACCCUCUCUUCUUCGUUCGGGAUCCUCAAGUCCGUGUGAAAACAACAACGAACACUGAACAACAACAACGAACACGAUGUUGCUUGAGACCAAGUCCUCCACUAUACUCGGCUUGGGGGUGGCGAUUUUCAUCACCUGCCUCAUCGCCAAGCUGUUUGAAAGGUCCCCUGUUCCUGAAGGAAUCCCCUGGAUUCUGAGCAAGAAAGGAUUCUUUGGUCGGGCCACUGAGCGCUUCAUUGGUGUCAACCCCAUCGCUUUCAUCAAGGAUGGAUAUGAAAAGUACUCCAAGAACAACAAACCGUUUGUGAUGCCGAGCGUGAACGAAGGUGACGAGGUCUUGCUUCCUAUCAAGGAAUCGAACGCCAUUCUCUUUGCCAAGGAGACCGAGUUCAGUUUCAAAGCCCAUAUCCUAGAUUUCUUUCAGCUUGCAUACACAAGUUGGCCCCUUGCCUUCGCGGAGAAGUACGACUUUUAUGUCAAACUUAUCAGCAAGGAUCUAUCGGAGACCCUGAGGACCCCGUCUGUUGCCGCGUCUCUGGCCGAGGAGGCGCGUGCCUGCCUGUCUGAGCUCUGGGGCGAAGACACCGAAAAUUGGGUGCAAGUUCCUCUGUAUUCGUUUAUGGAAAAGACUGCCGGCCGAAUGAUCAACGUGCUCGCAAUUGGGCCUGGCAACAGUGAUGACAAGGCUCUUUUGGCGGCCCUGACACACUGCUCCAAUGCUAUCGUCUUCGGUGCGAAUGUUAUCAAAGCCUUUCCAGCUUUCCUCCAUCCGGUCGUUGGCCCUCUCGUCGGACUGGUCAACCGAUACUAUGAGAGAGUGUUCCAUGCUCAUCUGAAACCCAUCAUCGAGAAAAAGAUUCAGGACCAGAAGGAGGCUUCUCACCCUGACGUUCUGAAGCAGACCCUCAAGACAAAAGGAUCCCUGUUGGACCUGCUCAUCCAGGCCGGUAUGCGGAGCAAAUGGCCUAUGGAGCUCACUACCAUGUGGCUGGCAUAUCGCAUUUUCAUGAUUAACUUCCCUGGUGUUCACACUAGUGGUGUUUCAGCUACCAGUGUCCUUCUGGAUAUUCUCAGCUAUUCCGAUGAGAACCUAGUUGGUCUCCUUUGCGAGGAAAUCCAAUCCAUCUCCUCGGACGGUUCUUGGACUGCUGAAGAUCUUCAAAAGGCUGUUUUGCUUGAGAGUGCUGUGAAGGAAAGCCUUCGGCUGAAUGGUAUCAAUGCCGUCUCUCCUACUCGAAAGGUCGUGGCUCCCAACGGUCUUAAACUUGGCAACGGACUUCACCUGCCAUUCGGUACUAAGGUCGGCAUCCCGCAGUACGCCCUGCACCGCGACCAGGACAUCUACCCCUCUCCGGAUCAGUACAACCCUUUCCGCUUCUAUGCGCCCCACACCCCGACCGAGGAGAGACGCAACAGCCUGAUCACUGCAACCAGCGAUACCUAUGUGGUCUUCGGACAUGGUCGUCGCCAGUGCCCUGGACGCUGGAUCUUUGCUCACAUCUUCAAAGUUCUCAUGGCCGAGAUGCUGCUCAAGUAUGACAUCCAGCCCAUGCAGACGCGCCCCAAGAUCCAUAGAUGGGGCCGAUUCCAGCUUCCGCCAGUGACCACAAAGCUCACUGUCCGCCGCAAGAAGGACGUCAUUGUUUGAUGUCCGAGCGAGGCUCGAGUCUGUAGAAAAAAGAGUUGUGCAAGGAGGGUGUAAAAGGUGGUGUGCCAUCGAUGAAGUAAGGAAAAUGCUCUUGGGUACCAUUUCUGUCAUUUUACUGUUGUCUUGAUCUUGCCUUUGUGUAUUCUUGUACGGGGGCAAUGUCCACUUCUUGGGAUGUGGGCUGGCCCCAGAUGUCUUGUAAAGAGGAACUGUGAACCAGAACGAAGCAUAAGUCAGCAAGUCACAAAAUAAGCCUGUUCUAGAACUGUAUCAGAGCAAGUUUUGAAUUGUUAACCAUAUCAAUUUGA
This is a messenger RNA of Aspergillus aculeatus ATCC 16872, 1966 nucleotides long. Its product is annotated as cytochrome P450. NCBI's taxonomy places the organism in Eukaryota, Fungi, Ascomycota, Eurotiomycetes, Eurotiales, Aspergillaceae. The coding region runs from base 87 to 1658 and encodes 523 amino acids. Gene Ontology annotation, molecular function: monooxygenase activity; oxidoreductase activity, acting on paired donors, with incorporation or reduction of molecular oxygen; iron ion binding. The record is from RefSeq and is a predicted model, not a curated record. The transcript is spliced from 7 exons.